Messenger RNA from Telopea speciosissima, 1195 nucleotides. RefSeq names its product tRNA 2'-phosphotransferase 1-like. The transcript is spliced from 8 exons. Gene Ontology annotation, molecular function: tRNA 2'-phosphotransferase activity. The record is from RefSeq and is a predicted model, not a curated record. Lineage: Eukaryota; Viridiplantae; Streptophyta; Magnoliopsida; Proteales; Proteaceae. Bases 137 to 1036 code for a protein of 299 amino acids. Gene Ontology annotation, biological process: tRNA splicing, via endonucleolytic cleavage and ligation.
CUCCUAUAUCGGGCCCAUCAAUUGGGCGGCUAGGAUCAAUUUAACGAGCACGGAACGCCACAUGUAGGGCAACACAUAACUUCGCAGCAUAGUAUCAUCAUCGUCGUCGUCGUCGUCAUCAUACCAUGAGCGUUUCAUGCCCCCAUCAAUGUGGGCUUCUGCAAGCAACGGGCUUCGGAUUCUACGGUCUUGCGCUUCCCUCUCUCCUAUAACCGUUACCACUGCAACUACUGCUUCGUUUCUCUUGACUGGUUCUACUCCACCAGCUUUAAUGGAGAAGACCAACAAUGCUUCUUUCUCUGCCUCUGCUUUCCCUAGAAGGAGUGGUGGUGGUGGUGGUGGAAGAGGUAGGGGCUCGGAAAGGAGAGAAGAUCGGCAUGGACCAAGAGGCGGAGGAGGGCCCGCUAAAGAUAAAAUCGACGCUCUCGGGAGACUCAUGACCCGCAUUUUGCGCCAUAUGGCUUCAGAGUUGAACUUAGAGAUUCGUAGUGAUGGGUAUGUGAAGGUGCAUGAUAUCUUGAAGUUGAAUAUGAAAACGUUUGCUGGUAUUCCUCUAAGAUCACACACGGUUGAUGAUAUUCGAGAGGCAGUCAGUAAAGAUAACAAGCAACGGUUUAGCCUCAUGGAAGAAAAUGGGGAGCUGUUUAUACGUGCAAACCAAGGGCACACAAUAGAGACUAUUGAAUCUGAAAGCUUACUGAAGCCAAUUCUUUCAGCUCAGGAGGUUCCAGUUUGUGUACAUGGAACCUAUAAGAAGAAUCUGGAAUCGAUUUUGCAGUCUGGUCUCAAACGUAUGAACAGGUUGCACAUUCACUUCUCAAGUGGCUUGCCAAUGGAUGGGGAUGUAAUCAGUGGUAUGCGGCGGGAUGUUAAUAUGUUGAUCUUCCUAGAUGUCAAAAAGGCCUUGCAGGAUGGAAUGAAGCUCUAUAUUUCAGACAACAAAGUGAUAUUGACUGAAGGCUUUGAUGGUGUUGUACCCAUCAAAUACUUUGAAAAGAUAGAAUCAUGGCCAAACAGACAACCCAUACCUCUUUAAAAUUGUAUCAGAAUGAAUUUUCUGUGUGUGAAUCCUUGCUAAACCAUGUACAUAUUUUUAUUUUCCUUUUUUCCAAUCUAGGCUAACUGAGAAAGAAGUUUUGGAUUUGGUGGCUAGUGCAACUACAACCGGACCAUGGCCCCCUACAUCGGAAGGUUU